CCAAAGAAACCCGUCAGAAUGCUCAAUUUCCGUUCGCAAGAGGUUCGGCAGCUCCUGCACAACAAGUUUGUGGUUAUCCUGGGCGACUCGAUUCAGAGAUCGGUGUAUAAGGAUCUAAUUCGGCUACUGCAGAAUGACUCCUUGCUUUCCUCUUCUCAAAUGAAGUCCAAGGGAGAGCUCUGCUUUGAAAACGACCGCUUAAUCGAAGGGGGAGUGCUGGGGGAGCUACACAACGGGACCCAUUAUCGCGAGGUUCGCCAGUACCGCACAGACCACCACCUCGUCCGCUUCUACUUCCUCACUCGCGUCUACUCUGAGUACCUGGAAAGCAUCCUGGAAGAUUUCCAGGCUGGCCCACAGCCAGACGUCUUGGUCCUCAACUCCUGCAUUUGGGACGUUUCGAGGUACGGUUCAUCCUCCAUGAAGGAAUACUGCAGGAACCUGCAGACCGUCUUCAACAGAUUCGAUGCAGUCCUCCCUUCCUCUUGUUUGGUUCUCUGGAACAUGACCAUGCCGCUGGGCUCCAAGAUUACCGGGGGCUUCCUUAUCCCAGAGCUACAGCACUUGAGCCAGUCCCUCCGCAGAGACAUUAUUGAGGGCAACUUCUAUGGGGCCACCCUGGCCGGCUUCCACCUGUUCGAUGUGCUGGACCUUCACUUCCAUUUCCGCCACGAUUUGGGCAACCGGCUCAAGGAUGGCGUCCACUGGAACAACGUGGUGCACCGCAGGAUCACAAACCUGCUCUUGGCCCAUGUGGCGGAUGCUUGGGGCGUGAUGAUCCCAGAAAACAAACCACAGGAAGUUACGGCGCUUGACACCUUCCAGGAUUUCGGGGGAGCCAUGGCUGCCGCCCCUGAUCCGAGCCUCUUCUCGUCUUACCCUUUAUGCAACGAAGAAAAUAUCCCUCCGUGCUCCAGUCGCCGGAAGAGGAGGCGGCGUAAGGUGCCCUUCUGGGAGAUCGAUCCAUCCCCCUACUCGAGGACUGUGCCCAAGAUGUCCUGUAACACUCCCUACCAAAGAGCCAGCCGAUUCCUCACUGACCGCUACUAA
Molecule: messenger RNA, 1050 nt
Organism: Eublepharis macularius
Lineage: Eukaryota; Metazoa; Chordata; Lepidosauria; Squamata; Eublepharidae
Product: PC-esterase domain-containing protein 1A-like
Exons: 7
Coding region: 19-1050 (343 amino acids)
Source: RefSeq, a predicted model, not a curated record